ACCUUUUUCUCAAACAAAACUCUUCAUCUUAAUAAACAAAUGCAAUGUAAAAAAAAACCUCAUAAAAUUCUCUCAUAGAAAAAUAUGACAAUGGAUCCAUUAGUGGUUUAUUCUGUUUGUAAUAAAAAGCCUGCACGUUAAGAUGCAGGCUUAGGGACCCAAUACACUCCUCCUAUGUUUUAGUGUCAUCAAAAUUUAAUGUAGAGAGAGCUAAUCCACACUGACUAACAUUACUUCUCUAUGUAGAGAGCUUCACUCAGCAGCUAGCUUUACUUUUCAAUGUAGAGAGCUUCGGUGGUGGCCUUUUCUUACUGAGCUAAGUAAUCGGUCAGUAUUACAUUAAGCCAUAUCUUGUUAUUGAGGGGCUCGUUGGUAAUCAAAUCAGCUGUUGUUACAUGGUGUUCUGAGGAAUUAUCUGUCUACAGACCUUCUAGCGCCAAAAUAUUGGUCUUCAUUCAGUGACCUCUUCAAUUCAGCAAUAAGAUUCUAGCUGACUGAUUCUAGGACUUUGUGUACUGAAUGAAUUAACACUCAGCUAAACAGUACCAUGCCUAUAUACUGGAAGGAUAUUUACCAAAUACUACACCCUGAUCCCGAGUUAACACGGCUUCCUCCAGUGGUUAUCCCAGAAUGCAUGUGGAAACAGUUCAACAGAAAAUGUGAAAAAGUUUGGGCGGAACAAGUCAUACUGCCAUGGAUACAACAAAUGCAAGUUGAUGGUAACUUUAGUCACGAGCUGUCUGACGACCAAGCCCUAGAGGAUUACCCACCACUAGAGGGGGGUAUUCACAGUGUCACAAUAGUGGUAGAAACCUACAUAUACCCCAUCCUCUUAUUCCUGGGAACAAUCAUUACACUGCCUCUUGUUAUCCUCCUGUACAAGUUAAGCUAUGCAGUCUGGUCCACUUGCUUUUUUCUGGCCAUGACCCUAAUCCUAGAUAUGAUUCUGCUCUGUGUGGAUUGUGGAAACAUGUGGUACUACCAAGUCCAUAGAGAAUCUCUCAGCUUCCAAAUCAUCCAUAUGUCCAAUGCCUCUUGUAAAGUCUACACAUUUCUCAUGAGUUUUAUUCGAUAUCUAUCCCCCUGGGUCAUGGUGGUGAUCACAGGAGAUGUGUUUAUUUCAAUGAACUACCCAAAUCGUAUCUACCGCAUGUGCACACGUGAGAGAGCCAAUGCCACACUUCUGCUCAUAGUGGUCUUGUUGACAUUCAUCAACCUUCACUACUUCUGGACAGUUGGUCUGACAGAGAAGGGUAAGAAAUUUUGUCACCUGUCAUAUAUGGAUCGUUCUAUGGAGGUAUUCACACAAGAAAUCCAGCCUUACAUGGACAACCUGCUGGAAACUUUCAUCCCAUUCUUUGUGGCCUCAAUCCUUCUCUUUCUCAUCCUAUGCUACUUUUGCACCAACAGCCAGCAAAGAUUUGAUAUCUUUCAACUAAAGAACUACUUUUUGGAGGUGGAGGCAUUGCUUGAGAUGCGUCUUUUGGGACUGAUUCUUUGUGUGUGGUUUGUGAUUGUGUUUUUCUUUAAAUCUAUCCAUCUCUUGUUAUUAAAGUUCCAGAGUGACGCCUUGGAUUAUGAUACCAUUGCGGCAAUUGACUUAACCAACAACCUCCUAUAUUUUUCCUUCCUAAGUUGCAAGUCAUUACUUUUUUAUGUGCUUAGCGCUAAAAUCAGGAGAUGUCUAAUGGAGGCUGUGAUCGGCAAAUACCGUACUGUGGUCAAGCAAUCACAAAGAUACAUAAUACAACAGCAGUCACCAAAUCUCAUCCAGGAAUCCGAGUAUAGAUCAGAAAUAGUAGACACUGGGAGUAAAAUAUCCACAGAUGUGUAAGGCUGGGAGGCAUACCUAAUAAUAGGAGCAUAGACUUAACAGGUGCUUGUCUAGCACUGAAAAUACUGGAGCAGCAUAGAGGGUAUCCACUAAAUGAUGUAACUGAUCUAAUUCAGAAGCAUAGAAUAAUGGAUUUGUAAUUGAGAAGAAACAGCAACAGCAUGAAAUCAAACAGUAUAAAGUAUCCCCAGGUUUAUAACUGACACGAUACAGGAGCCGAAUCAAAUCUCUACCAUCAAAAUCCAUAUAAUAUCCAUAGAAUUGCAACUGUGAGAAGCAGAUGAUCAACCAUUAUAAUCUGUUAUCAAAACACAUGCACGAAAUAACCAAUUGACAGUCAAAUAAGUAAAAAAGCAAUGUCUUAACAUAAUUAGCCAAAGAAAGAAAUCCAAAAAAUUGAAAAAAUAUGACUGAAAUAUUUGCCAUGUGAAGACAAAAAGAGACAACAUGAAUUAAAGUAUCAAUUUUUGUGAAAAUGAAAUGAAAAAAAAGAAGACUAUAAUAUACAUUGUACAGUUCAUUGCUUUCUGCAUCAAAGAAAAUGUUUAUAGGUAGCUGUACCAACUUUUAGGUAGAGUAAUUUUAAUGUUGUGAACAUGAAGCUUUAUUUUUUAUAAAAUAAAAUGAUGCCAGUGUAUCUCUCAUAUUGCCAUUUUUAAUUCAUUCCAUAUUCUGCAGAAAUUUUAUUUUAUGUGGAAGGAUUAAGAAGACGGCAUUUGAUUUGAACUCUAUAUAUUGUUCAUGUGGUUUCUGAGUAUUUCAAUCUGACAACUGUGUUCAUAAUUUAAUUUUGAUUCCUAAUAAAAAUGAGACAUGAACAAAAGUAGGUUGGUGUGACCUACUUCUUGAAUUUUGAAGACUAGCUAUUUAUUUGUAUGAAAUGAACAUUAUGAAUUAUGAACAUUUCAGAAUAAGAUGCUGAAUCUUAGGUUUGUAGAUUGUAAUUUAAAUUUAAAAGACUUGCAUGAUUUGUUAAUUUUUU
This is a messenger RNA of Saccostrea cuccullata (small rock oyster), 2816 nucleotides long. RefSeq lists its product as uncharacterized. The record is from RefSeq and is a predicted model, not a curated record. Lineage: Eukaryota; Metazoa; Mollusca; Bivalvia; Ostreida; Ostreidae. Gene Ontology annotation, biological process: G protein-coupled receptor signaling pathway. The coding region runs from base 548 to 1834 and encodes 428 amino acids. The transcript has 3 exons. Gene Ontology annotation, cellular component: plasma membrane. Gene Ontology annotation, molecular function: G protein-coupled receptor activity.